UCGCGUAACCGGCACUUGGGCUCCAACCGGGCGGUGAAGACGCCGAGCGAGGAGUAAUACUUAUUUAUUUAUUGUAGUGUCUUUGUGAUUUACCGGAGCCGAACAUGCUCGGACUGUGCCUCUACGUGCCCGUGUCCAACGCGGACCCCGUGGAAGUGGAGUACUUUGAGUCUAACGGACUACCGACGGAGCUGAAGUCCCUCUUUAACAAACUCAGCGUGUUCCUCCCGUCUCAGGAGUUUUCAACCUACGAAAAAUGGCGGAAAAAAACUUUAAAAAGGGAAGAAAACGAUGCAGACGGACAGCUGGACUUCGAGGAGUUUGUUCAUUAUCUAGAAGCCUACGAGAAAGAGCUGAAGCUUGUGGUGAAGAGUCUCGACAAGAAGAAUGCAGGUCGUGUCGACCCCAAAGAGUUCAUGCAGUCCCUCCGUGACCUCGGAGUUCACAUUUCCCUGCAGCAUGCACGUAAAGCGCUGGAGAGCAUGGAUAAGAACGGCAUGAUAACCAUCAGCAGUAAAGACUGGAGUCAGCACCCGGUGGUGGAGAAGACUGAACAUGUUCCUGAGAUCAUUCUUUACUGGAAACACUCCACGAUAUUUGACGUUGGCGAGAACCUGAUGGUGCCCGAUGAGUUCACCACUGAGGAAAGGCAGACUGGGAUGUGGUGGAGGCACCUGGUAGCAGGCGGAGGAGCUGGAGUCGUUUCCAGAACCUGCACGGCGCCGCUGGACCGACUCAAAGUCAUGAUGCAGGUCUACGGAACCAGAACCAACAACAUGUGCAUCAUGAGUGGACUCAUGCAGAUGAUCAAAGAGGGCGGUAUGAGGUCGUUGUGGCGGGGGAACGGUGUGAACGUCAUCAAGAUUGCUCCAGAAUCAGCCCUGAAGUUUAUGGCUUAUGAGCAGAUUAAGCGUCUGAUCGGCAGCGAUAACGAGUCUCUGAGCAUCUUGGAGCGGUUUGCUGCUGGGUCUUUGGCAGGCGUGAUCGCCCAGAGCUCCAUCUACCCCAUGGAGGUUCUAAAAACCCGCCUGGCGCUGAGGAAGACCGGCCAGUACGCUGGGAUUUCAGACUGUGCCAAGCAGAUUUUCCGGAGGGAAGGACUGGGAGCGUUUUAUAAAGGCUACGUCCCAAACAUGUUGGGAAUCGUCCCGUACGCGGGCAUCGACCUGGCGGUGUACGAGACUCUGAAGAACUCCUACCUGCAGACGUACGGCACCAACAGCUCCGACCCCGGCGUGCUCGUCCUGCUGGCCUGCGGUACCGUGUCCAGCACCUGUGGUCAGCUCGCCAGCUACCCGCUGGCUCUGAUCCGAACCCGGAUGCAGGCUCAAGCUGUGACUGAAGGGAAUCAGCAGCUGUCCAUGAGCGGACUCCUCAGGCAGAUCCUGCAGAACGAAGGUCCGACAGGGCUGUACAGAGGCCUGGCCCCCAACUUCCUGAAAGUCAUCCCCGCCGUCAGCAUCAGCUACGUGGUCUACGAGCAGCUUAAGACUCAGCUGGGAGUCACGUCCCGCUGAAGGCAGACAAACGCACCAGAAUCGCCAAACUUUCUCCUGUCGGGGUCCACCGGGCCCUCUGGAGGCUGGAGUAGCCGUCCCAUUCUGUGAAUGUCGGCUGACAAAGGAAAUAUGGACUCUGUGAGCUCAGGUUGUCAGAAAUACUGCUGCUAUGAGGGGUGAACGGUGACGAGGACCAAAUGUUUAGUCGUCAAACGCGGAGAUGUGGUGUUGUGAAACUAAAAAGCACCAUCAGCACUCAGGAAGUCUUCUGUAGCAGCUCGGUUUGUCCCCGCCCCUCCUGUGUCCAUGGCUGGUUUGCUUAUUUAUUUCCACCCUCCCUGUAUUUAUUUCUCUUGUCUGGUGGAGACGACCGAGUCAUUGUUGCUUUAAAGCCGAUUUAGCUGUUAAACGAUGUCGUGGAUUAGCGCCUGGACCUCCGGACGCUGUGGGCUUCUUUCUGCAGCGUCGUGUUUGUGAGCGUCGUUUUAAGAGUCAACAUCGUCUAAGUUCAUCUCAGUUUAAGGGAGUUGUUGUCGCUCACUGCAGGAAAAGGCCGUCGAGGAAAAGCCCAGCAGCAUUUUGCACUUUAAUGGAUGUUAGAAAGGCCUCUAAAUGACUCGCCAAUGCAAGAUAAUGUUGUUUGUCCUUAAUUUUAGUGUUUUAAUGUAACUGACCUUUUUGAUGAUGAUAAUAAAUGCACAUAAAUGUAAA
Messenger RNA from Nothobranchius furzeri (turquoise killifish), 2210 nucleotides. It is a transcript of the gene slc25a25a, whose product is annotated as solute carrier family 25 member 25a. Gene Ontology annotation, cellular component: mitochondrial inner membrane. Gene Ontology annotation, molecular function: calcium ion binding; ATP transmembrane transporter activity. The record is from RefSeq and is a predicted model, not a curated record. Lineage: Eukaryota; Metazoa; Chordata; Actinopteri; Cyprinodontiformes; Nothobranchiidae. Gene Ontology annotation, biological process: transmembrane transport; ADP transport; ATP transport.